AUUUCAGUGUCGUAAAUUUUUGGUGCGGAGGGACUUCUGUGGGGGUUCGGAUUUAAACAUAUAUAAGGUGCAACCGUUAAAUACCUUUAAUUUAUAUAACUAAGUUUAUCAAGAGUUUUAAUUGACAAUAAGACAUCUGAAAAUUGCAUUACCCACAUUUGCUGUGGCAUUAAAGGUGGCCAAAUCAGUCAGUCUUCCAAUAUAUAUUGUUAUUGUUAAAAUGCGUGUCAGCAGUUUGCUUAGAUUCCGGAGCACUUCGCUUCAGACAAGCAUAGCGAAGCAGCAGCAGUAUGUACCACAGCAUAAACCUGCCGUCCAGGAUGAUAUUAAACGACUCGAGGAUUUCUUAAUCUCCAAGCCGAACAUCUUGGUCUUGUCUGGAGCUGGAAUAUCAACAGAAUCGGGAAUCCCAGAUUACAGAUCAGAGGGUGUGGGUCUUUAUGCCCGGACGAAUCAUAAGCCCAUCCAGCAUCUGGAAUUCGUUAAAUCCUCGAGUGUACGCAAACGCUAUUGGGCCCGAAAUUUUGUGGGCUGGCCCAAUUUCUCGUCCACACAGCCGAAUGCAACGCAUCAUGCCCUGGCCCGCUUUGAGCGAGAGAUGCGCGUCCAGGCGGUGGUCACACAAAAUGUCGAUCGCCUGCACACCAAAGCGGGCAGCCGUAAUAUCGUAGAGCUCCAUGGCAGCGGUUAUGUAGUCAAAUGUUUGUCCUGUGAAUAUCGCAUCGAUCGACACGAGUUUCAGACCAUUUUGGCCACUCUGAAUCCAGCCUUUAAGGAUGCCCCCGAUAUGAUACGACCCGAUGGCGAUGUGGAAAUUCCUGUCGAUUAUAUCGAAAAUUUCCAUAUUCCCGAAUGCCCGGAAUGCGGUGGUAAUCUUAAACCAGAAAUUGUCUUCUUCGGCGAUUGUGUGCCCCGGCCUCGACUGGACAAGAUUGCCGAAAUGGUCUAUAACAGUGAUGGUCUACUUGUGCUCGGCUCCAGUCUAUUGGUCUUCUCCGGCUAUCGCAUGGUUCUGCAAAUGAAGGACUUGAAAUUACCCGUUGCCAUUGUCAAUAUUGGUGAUACGCGAGCAGAUCAUUUGGCUGACAUUAAAAUCUCGGCCAAAUGUGGCGAUGUGAUACCAAAACUCUUUGAUUUUCGUAAAACGAAUCCCUUAUAAUUAAGUUCUUGUUGAGUGGUUAUUAAAUAUUAGAUAUGUGAUUUA
Messenger RNA from Drosophila willistoni, 1204 nucleotides. It is a transcript of the gene Sirt4, whose product is annotated as NAD-dependent protein deacylase Sirt4. The coding region runs from base 221 to 1159 and encodes 312 amino acids. Gene Ontology annotation, molecular function: NAD+ binding; NAD-dependent protein lysine deacetylase activity. The transcript has 2 exons. The record is from RefSeq and is a predicted model, not a curated record. Lineage: Eukaryota; Metazoa; Arthropoda; Insecta; Diptera; Drosophilidae.